Messenger RNA from Sphaerodactylus townsendi, 1129 nucleotides. It is a transcript of the gene MARVELD3, whose product is annotated as MARVEL domain containing 3. The coding region runs from base 1 to 996 and encodes 331 amino acids. The transcript has 4 exons. Lineage: Eukaryota; Metazoa; Chordata; Lepidosauria; Squamata; Sphaerodactylidae. The record is from RefSeq and is a predicted model, not a curated record.
AUGGGUGGCAACCCCCCAGGGAUGUACGAGGUGCACUGGGCCACAGACCGUCCCUUUCCACAGGCCAAGAAGGUGGCAGGAGCACGGCCCUUGUGUUGGGCAAGGGAGCAAGGGCAUACUCUGUCAGAUGCUGCCGGCCUGGCUGAUGGAGGCAUGGGAUGGUGCAGUCUGGUGCUGAGGCGGGAUUCUGGCAAGUGGUGGCCGGCGCAAGCUCGGGCGGAUGACGCCCCGGGAAGCAGGUACGAAGUGCGACUCCGCCCCGGCCCUUCCGCCGCUCGAAGGGCGCCCCUCAUGGCCGAGGCCCGGGCGGUCAGUCGGGCCGCCCCUUCGGACGAGCCGCUCCUGAGCCGUGCGCGCUGCGGCUGGCUGUGCACGGCCCGAGGGUGCUGCCGGCUGAUCCAGGGCCUGCUGGGCGUGCUGCUGAUCGCCUGCGGCUCCGUCUCCUUCGGCGGGCCCGGCGGCUACACGGGCCUCUUCAGCCUGGGCAGCGCGUACUACUACCCCUACGGAGGCGCCUACAGCGGCUUCGCCGACGGGGCGGACGGGGCCAAGGCGCAGCGGCUGGACGCCGAGCUCCACCGGCUGCAGCGGCCCCCGGCCCAGGGCGCCAUGGCGGUGGGCGGCGCGCUGCUGGCCUGGGCCGGCCUGGGUCUGGCAGCGGCGGGGCUCCUGGGGCGCUGCCCGGCCUGGCUGCUGCUGCCCGAAGCCUGCCUGGACGCGGCCGCCGCGCUGGCCCUGGUGCCGGCCCUGCUCUUCUACUACGGGCACCUGGGCGAGGCCUACGCCUCCCCGCUGUGCCAGGAGCGCCAGCGCCUCUACCGCAGCAAGGGCCACGCCGGCUUCGACUGCCGCCUGCACGGGGCCGAGGUGGCGGCGGGGCUGCUCGCCGGAGGGGCCGCCCUCGCCUGCUGCGCCAGCGCCGUCCUGGCCCUCCGCGCCUUCCGCGCCCUGGUCGCGCAGCAGCGGCUCCCAGCCAAGCGCCUCGACGACCUCUAGCGCCGGCCUGCGGCGGGGCGGGAGGGAGGGAGGGAGCACGUGCGGUCAGCUGGACGGGACGGCCCCCGCCCCCCGCAGAGCAUUGCGCUGUCCUGGCGUCGAGCUCCCUGCUUUGGACUCGCGAUGCCAGCGC